AUGUCGGGCCGCUUAGGGAUCUCCGCGCAACUCCUGGAACCGCGCGGAUCAACCUCGGCGCACAAGCACGCGUCGCAGGCGAUCGGCGUCACCGGCUCCCCGGGUUUCGCGGUGCCGGCGGGCGCGAGAACCGGGAAAGCCCGCGCGUUGGUGGUAGUGUCCGCGGCGUUCGCGAAAAAGGUAAAGGUCGGGGCGGGGAGGCUCAAAUGGUCCCCGAUGCGGCGAGACGGCGAGAACGUGCAACCUAAGAGCGUUUCGCAGAGGCGGUGGGAGGUGCUUAUGUCGGAGCUGCUUGCAGCGGGGAAGCGGCGGAGGGUCGGCGCGGCGGCGGACGGGCGCCUGGUGGCGGAGAUCAUGGCGGACGCGCGCGCGGCGGGGUGGGUGCAGCGGACGGAUGUGGUGGGGGCGUUGGUGCGCCUGCAUCAGCUGCGCAUGUGGCACGCGGUCGUUGAGCUGUUCGACUGGCUGCAGGCCCCCGAGCAGCGCGCGUCGGGGUGGUGGCGCAUGUCGGAGCGCGACUACGCCAUGCUCAUCACCGCCGCCGCGCGCUGCCACCAACUCCCGCGCGCGGAGCAGGCGCUGCGCGACCUGAUGAACGAGCCCGCGGAGGCGGAGGUCACGGAUGGGGGCGCGGGGAAGAACGGGGCGGCGGAAGGGAAGAGCGCGGGGAGGCGCAUGGAGCCGAACACGGUGGUGAUGACGGGGAUGGUGGAGGCAUACGCGCGCAACGGGCAGCUGGAGCAGGCGGAAGCCGUGGUGCGGCGCAUGGAGAGCAAGGGCCCCGCGCCCUCCGCGCUCACGUUCCAGUGCCUGCUCAAGGGCUACGCCUCGGCGGGCCGUGUGGAGGACGUGGAGCGCAUUUUCGAGGAGCUGCUGCUGCGCAGCGGACAGGGGCCUGUGGAGGAACGGGCGGAGGGGGAGGCGGAAGAGACAGAGGGGGAGAAGUUGGACGUGGGGCAUGUGGGGAAGGAAGCAUCAGCAGCGGCAGCAGCAGCAGGAGCAGGGGAGAGAGCAGCAGCAGCAGCACCAGGAGCAGCAGCAGCGGAGGCGGGGGCAGUGCGGGUGGACGAGCGCAUGUUCAACGUGGUGAUAGACUGCUACGCGCGCGCGCGGCGGGCGGAGGACGCGUCGCGCGCGUACCGGCGCAUGAAGGCGCUGGACGUGGCGCCGUCGCCCGCCACGUUCAACACGCUCAUGGCCAUGUUCGCCCGCGAGGCGCGCAGCCGCGAGGCCGAGGCUGUGCUCAAACAGAUGCAAGCGGCGGGCAUGCGGCCGGACGUGGUGACGUACACGGCGCUGAUGAGUGCGUACGGGCGUGCGGGCCGGGCGGAGGAGGCGCAGGCUGUGUUCCGCGACAUGGUCAUGUGCCGCAUCCGCCCCACAGGCAUCUCGUACACGGCGCUGAUAGACGCAUACGGGCGCGCAGGCGACGUGGACAACGCCGAGUUCCUCUUCAAGGAGAUGAAACGCAACCGCAACCUGCCAUCAGAGGCGGCGGCUCACUCGUGUGCAGGCAGCAUGGAGCGCGCAGAGCAGCUGCUGCGCCAAAUGUGGUGGGACGCCCACCUCCCCGCCUGUCUGUCUUCCCCCUGUCUCUUCUUCACUCCUCUCCCCGCCUCCUUCCCGCUUUCUCUCUCCCCCGGUAAUUGCUCCUCCCCUCUCCCUACCAGCAACCUGCCAUCAGAGGCGACGUUCAACGCGCUGCUGGCGGCUCACUCGCGAGCGGGCAGCAUGGAGCGUGCAGAGCAGCUGCUGCGCCAGAUGUGGUGGGACGCGCAGGACCGCGGCGAGGCACCCUUCCCAGGAACAGCAGCAGCAGCAGCAGCGGCAGGAGCAGCAGGAGGAGGAGGGGGAAGCAUGGAGGAAGGGCAAGGGAACACGCUACUUGCAAAGGAGUCCUGGUCUGGAGGAGAAGGUGCCGCGGACACGGGGGCGGGGACACGGGGGAAGACAGGGGGCCGGUGGGGGGUGGAGUUUGGCGAUGGGGGGCGCGUGAAUCCGAGCGCGAGCACGUUCAACAUCAUGAUGAACGGGUACCGGCGCGAAGGGGACCUGAGCAAGGUGGUGAGCACGUUUGAACGAAUGCUGGAGGCCGGGAUUGACCCGACUGUCGUGUCGUACUCUGUGCUGAUUUCGGCGCACGGGGACUGCGGGGAUUUCGACGGGGCGGUUGCUGCGUUCAGGGAGAUGGUGGAGGAGGCGGGUAUGCGGCCGGAUAAGGGCGUGAGAACCGCGCUGCUGCACGCGUGUGAGGUGGGAGAUGGGGAGGAGGAAGGGGGGGAGGGGGAUGAGGAUGGGGAGGGAGGGUGGGAGAGUGUGGUGAGGGCGAGGAAGGAGGAGGUGCAGCGGCUGCUGGCGCCGUAUUUCGCGGCGGAGAGCUGGGGGGAGGAGGGUUUGGAGGCAGAGGAGGAUGAUGAGUGGAUGGCUUAG
Messenger RNA from Closterium sp. Naga37s-1, 2430 nucleotides. The record is from the annotation of a GenBank genome assembly. Lineage: Eukaryota; Viridiplantae; Streptophyta; Zygnematophyceae; Desmidiales; Closteriaceae.